Messenger RNA from Schistosoma turkestanicum, 1770 nucleotides. Lineage: Eukaryota; Metazoa; Platyhelminthes; Trematoda; Strigeidida; Schistosomatidae. The record is from the annotation of a GenBank genome assembly.
AUGAAAGAAUCUUUAGUUGAUGAAAUGAAUAUUCGUCGACGUCAUGAUGAUAAACAUAUGAAAACUGAAUUAAUACAAUCGUCAAAAAAUUUAACUUUAUCAUCGAAAGAAUCUACAAAUACGGAACAAAAUAAAACAAUUAAUUCAGAUAAUGAUAAGCAUGGGUUUGUACAUGAUGUUGUUUGGUGCGAUUUAGCUGAACAAUUUCGAUUGAAUCUAAUUACACAAUUAGAUGAACAUUUAAAAGUGUCAUUGAAUGAUUUAGUAAGUACAGCAAUUUCCAGGGAUAACUAUUUACAAAAUACACAAGCACUUAAUGAUUGGAUGACUGAUAAGCAUAAAGCAGAAGGUAGAUCGAUAGCUGCUCACAGUCUACCAACGAAACAUUAUCGCACUCGUGACUCUGUGCUAACUACAUUGUUCCAAAUUUCUCAUAUACGUACUGUCUAUAAUAUAUUUGUCGCUGUGACAAUUAUCUUCUCAGCAAAUACAGUGAUACAAGAUUUUAUUGAUCCUAAGAUUAAUUUAUAUGCUUACAAUAUGGAUAUAUUGAAGUUCACAUUUGGUAAUUUAGAUGAUGUAUUCCGGAUAUGGUUAGCAAUGAAGAUGUCCACCAUUUUUAUACCUUUCUGGGGUGUUCUAUUGUGGAUAGCUUAUAGACCAAAGAUUGGCAAGAAAAUCUGUUCAAUGGACUGGCUUUUCUUUGUUUUGUAUAUCAUUUAUCAGGUGAUGUUUUUUAUGACAUCAUUUCGUUUCACAAUAAUUUGUGACUUACCACCGGCUAGUACCGCAAUCGUCACAGGCGAACAAGUUCGACUGAUUAUGAAAUCACAUGCGUUCGUGCGUUAUGCAAUUAGUCGGAUAUUUGAAGAAGGUGAAGAUGAAUCAACACCACCAUCACCAACGACCGCUGUAACAACAGGAAUCAACAAUCACCAUUUGAACCAAUCAAAUUCAUGUGUAACGGAAAUAGAUGAAUUUCCUAAUUUCUCACGUUAUCUUUAUUUCUUGCUAGCUCCAACUUUAGUUUACCGUGAAAAAUAUCCACGUACACGUAGUAUACGCUGGUAUUUUGUCUUUUCAAAUUUCUUACAAGUGAUUGUUUGUUUUAUAUUUAGUUAUUAUAUUUUUAUGCGUUUUUGUUUCUUACCAUUUUCUCAACUUGGUAAAUUAAAAAAAUUUUCAUUUAAAAAAUAUAUAUUAACAUCAACAGCUUGUACAUUACCAGGUGGUUUAUUAAUGUUAAUUGCAUUCUAUUCAUUUUUACAUUCAUGGUUGAAUGCAUUUGCUGAAAUGUUACGUUUCGGUGAUCGUUUGUUUUAUAAAGAUUGGUGGAAUGCGACAACAUUUAGUGUAUGGUAUCGUACAUGGAAUGUAAUUGUACAUGAUUGGUUAUAUACUUAUAUUUACCGUGAUAUACAAUUUCUAAUUGGAAAACACUCACGUACAUUGGCAGCAACUGCUGUUUUUUGGUUAUCAGCUGGUGUACAUGAAUAUAUCUUAAUGAUGAGUUUAAGAUAUUGCUUACCAGUGUUAUUUUUAUUUUUUAGUGUAGGUGGUUAUGUGUUAUUUUUUGUGCAGGGUAGUGGACGUGGUUGGAAUGUAGCUAUUUGGAUAUUAUUAUUUGUUGGUUGGGGUCAAAUGAUCUGUUUGUAUUCAAUGGAGUGGUAUGCACGAAAAAAUUGUCCACCAGUUCUAAAUGGUUAUUUGAAUUUCUUUAUGCCACAUAUUAUAUUGUGUCCUAGUACUAACCAUACUCAGCAUGUUUGA